This is a messenger RNA of Vespa mandarinia (Asian giant hornet), 4711 nucleotides long. RefSeq lists its product as uncharacterized. Gene Ontology annotation, molecular function: extracellular matrix structural constituent conferring tensile strength. NCBI's taxonomy places the organism in Eukaryota, Metazoa, Arthropoda, Insecta, Hymenoptera, Vespidae. The record is from RefSeq and is a predicted model, not a curated record. Gene Ontology annotation, biological process: extracellular matrix organization.
CGGCGGUGGAUGAGUCGGUGGCUAGAGACCACGAAGACGGCCGAGCGAAGGCGAGCGCGCGCGAACCGACGAACCCUCGGCCCUCAACGGAGCGUCGCCCCACCACAUCCAGUCGUACUGCGAAUGCCAUACCGUGAGCUUCGUAUUCGCGCCAUUCCCGAGUUACUUUUUCCCCGAACGUGACUCUUUAGCUUUCCUCAAGGAAGAAAGAGAGAAAGAGAAAGAGAAAGAGAAAGAGAGAGAGAGAGAGAUUUCUUCUUAUUUCGAAAAAGAACAAAAGUUCCUUGGACGCGCGCGUUUUGCACGAUAGAAAGUUUGUAUUUCGCGGGAGAGUUGCUAUACCUAGUUGCUAUACUAGUCGGUUUGUUGGUAGUUUGAAGGAAAGGAGAGACUUGUUGUUGGAAACGUGUAACGCGAUAGUUAAUCCGAGUAGGUACUCGAUCGUACGUUCGAUUAGACGCGAGUGGGAUUGAUCGAUCGAAGGAAAAGAUAUAUAUCUUGUAUACGCACAUAUAGAAAGAAAAGACCUCGAGUAACGCUAGGAAAAGCAUGCUGCGUGCUUCCAACCGGACAAUGCCGGCGUGGAAUCGCUCGUAAAGGGAAAGAUCGAUUGGAAGUCGAUUAUGAGGCGCGCCUGAAGUCUUCGAAUCGGUGGAGAAUCUUGAGGAGGUGGAGAAGAUGGAGUCCUCGGGACUUGUCACCGAGUGGUCCUCUUUGCCGAACGCGCCCAGGGAAAAGAAGGAACGUAAUCGUGCGAACGACGACAUUAUCACGUCGACGCCGAUCGUUCCGACGAUGACGAUGAACUUCCGUAAGGAGUCCUGUAUAAAUUGGAUGAUGUGCGCCCUCUGUCUCGCGAGUCUCGCUGUGUCAGGGAUACUGACGUAUCGCGAGAUGCGCUUGGAAUCGAGAAUCGGGAGUCUGGAGGCCCGAUGCAGGAUCCAGGAGACGCCGGAUGUCCUCGUGCAGAGGCUUAGGAGGGAGCUGCGCGAAGAAUUUGAGCAACACAGGCUCGCACCCGCGAGUGCUGCCUCGGCGGCACUCUUCAGGAUCAAACGCGACGUCACCGAGUGCAAUUGUCCACCAGGUCCACCGGGAGAGCCAGGUCCGCCAGGGAAAAAAGGAAAGAAGGGCAAAAAGGGUGAACCCGGAGAGCCCGGGCCGCCGGGUGUGGCCGGGACGCCGGGCAAGAACGGUUUUCCGGGACCUAUCGGGUUGGACGGACCUAAAGGAGAUGCGGGUCGACCGGGCGAGAAAGGACAAAAAGGAGAACUUGGAAGCCCUGGCUUCGAUGUCUUCUCAGCAGUAAAGGUCAAUGCACAGGGAUUGGGGUUAAAGAGGUCGGUGACGACCCUCCGUGGCGGGACACUCGGAUAUGCGGAAAUCGUCGCUCUGAAGGGUGAGCCAGGAGAACCCGGGCCACCGGGUCCACCAGGUCCACCAGGAUCAGAGGGUCUCCCAGGACACGAAGGCAGACAAGGGAUUCCUGGUGAAGUCGGUUCGCCGGGAGAAAAAGGUGCGCCUGGACCAAUCGGACCAAUUGGUCCAUCCGGUAUUCCAGGACUUCCGGGUCCUAAGGGUGACAAGGGAGAUAAAGGAGAUCGUGGCCUGACGACUUCGAUGAAUGGCGAACCAUUUCCAACGGGAAUAUUGGAAGGUCCUCCUGGUCCACCUGGACCGCCUGGGCCCCAGGGCGAGAAGGGAGAGCUGGGUCCGACAGGACCACCCGGUCUGACCGGCGAGAAGGGUGCCCGGGGAAAGCAAGGGAAGAGGGGUUUCAAGGGUGAGAGCGGUAUUACAUUGGCGAGGGGUCCACCCGGCCCACUGGGUCCAAAGGGUGAAAGGGGUUACCGGGGCGAAAAGGGCGCCAAGGGAGACCAGGGCUCGCCAGGACCUAAGGGAGAACAAGGAGCUCAGGGUCCACCGGGAUUUAACGGGACCGAUGGCGAAGCUGGCAUACAAGGUCCACCGGGAUUACCGGGCCUUUCCGGACCCAAAGGUGAGAAAGGCGAGUACGGUGAUAUCGGACCUCCCGGACUCAUGGGACCUCCAGGUUUGCCUGGUCCACCGGGCUAUCCUGGGAUGAAGGGUGACAAGGGUGAAAAGGGCGAAUCGAAGUACAAAAAACUGAGAAGAAGGCAGGGUGACGGCACCUUCGAAGUCAAUGCGGGCGAAGUGAUUAUGGGACCUCCUGGACCACCUGGACCAGCCGGUACUCCUGGAUUGCAAGGUCCACCUGGUAUCAAGGGCGACAGAGGACACGACGGCGCCAAGGGUGAUCCUGGAGAGAAAGGUGCCAAAGGAGAUCCUGGUCCGAUGGGAUUACCCGGCCCCAUGGGACUGAGAGGCGAAUCCGGAAAGCCCGGAGAUUCCGGGAAACCUGGCGCCAUGGGACCCUCAGGACUAGACGGCAUGAAGGGAGCACAAGGGGAGCCUGGAACGAAGGGUGAAAGGGGAGAUCCAGGAUUGCCCGGUACCGAUGGGAUUCCAGGAACGGAGGGACCGAAGGGUGAAAAAGGUGCUAAAGGCGAUUGUGGACCACCUGGUAAGAGAGGAAGAAAAGGAGACAAGGGUAACAAAGGCGAUCAGGGUGUACCUGGACUAGACGCGCCCUGUCCCCUCGGUCCUGAUGGCCUUCCAUUACCAGGUUGCGGCUGGAGACCACCUCAGGACACGACGAGUACGUCGACGCCAGUGAUCGAAGGACCAGAACCCGCGGAAACGGAUUACGAGCCGGAAGAGGAGUACGAGGAGUAUCCAGAUCACAACGGGAACUUAGCGGAGCCAUAAUGCUCAUUGUGCGCUGCCCUACUCACCACUACAACCACCACCAUCACCAACACCCUCAUCACACGACUCACCCUGCUCUCCCAAACUAACGUGGUCCUGCCAAGAAGUAAUAUUCUGCGCGAAUGGCUGGCGGAGGAGGAAGAGGAGGAGGAAGAAGGGCAGUGACACAGAUGGUUUACUGAAAGUAGCGCAUUUUCAUCAAGGACCUUCCUGUAUCCGCGUCGCUAACGUACACGACUCACCAACGAUUCACCGUAUUCCGAAUUCGAUGCGAUCGGUUUAACGAUAUAUACGCCAAACUAAAUCAUCUUGCCACAGAGGAGUGUUGUAAAUAAGUGUACUUACAGUGUCUAGCGUCCGCAGUGCGUGUACAUAAAUAAUUAGUUUACUGCUACAAUUAGGAUCCAUGGUGAUGACGAAGAUGGUUGUACGAUCUCUCUCUCUCUCUCUCUCUCUCUCCUCUUUCUCUCUUUUUCUUUCUAUUUCUCUCCUCCCUCUUUCUUUCCUUCUCUCUCUCUCUCUCUCCCCCCCCCCCCUCUCUCUCUCUCUCUUUCUCUUUCUCUCAAUUUAUGUCCACGAAAUUAUCGGGCAAUUCUCUAGAGUCUAAAAGAACAACAUCCAAAUUCCUCCUACGACGACAAAGAAUGACUUUGGGAGAGCGAUCGUGAUUCCGGUGUUAGCUUCUGUCUCCUGCUGAAGUGUAUUGAUCGAUCGAAUACGGUGAUGCGGCGCAUAGUGCAAGAGACUCACUUCUUUUUUUUCUCUCUCGAUGGACAAAAAGAAAUAGCCAAGAUUGAUAAUUAUUCUUGCUACGAUCGUCGUAUUUCGAGGGCUUCGCUAUCCUACGUGUAAUUUCUGUGUGUGUGCGUAUGUGCGUAUGUGUGUAUGUAUGUACGAUUGAUAUGCGAGACUUCCUUGUUCCCCGCAUUCUCCAGGAAGGAACGUCUAGGAUAUUAUUUACCUUCAUCUACGGCUACGCGGUACUUCCAAAGUCAAUUUUGCUCGUAAUAACGAUUACGUUCAGAAUUAAACUUGUCCUGCGUAUCAUAAGUGACAUAAUUACCGAGCCCAAUAAGCGAUCACCCGCAAUAUUAAUUUCGGAUUUUACGAAAAAUUCCUCCAAAUUCGCUACGAGAGAUCCAGAUUUUUAUACGAUUGUAUUCGAGUCAAGACCCAUGCGGCUCUGCUUUCUCGUUGACUAGAAAUAUCGCUAGUUUUUAAAUCGAACGAGUAAUGUGUACACAUUGUCAAUAUUAGCAAUUAUAAAAUAAAUUUUAAGUGUAUAUCACGGAUAUAUUAUGCCGUUUUUACAUCGGUACAGAUUUCACCGUGUUGUUGCGUGGUAGUCCGAAUGUUAAUUCCGUGUAUUCGAUGGACAGCUUGUGGACGAAGAUAGGCGGAUGAAUUGGACUACGAUUUUACCCGUCCGCUUCCAACGUCUCGAUCUUCCCCUUAUUCGCACGAGCAAGCGAACCUAACGAUAUCGUGCUCGCAAUAAAGAUAUGAAGAUUUUCUUCAUUCCUUCGAGUAUAAUUUUUGUUAUUUCUCGCUAUAAGUGUACGACAGUGUAUUAUAAACUUAGUUUUGUACCGAUUAAAUAUUUAUUAAUGGUUACAAUGAUUGUCAUUAUCAAAGCUUAAGCAAUUUGUACUUUUUAAAAUACGAUUGCACUUCAUUCUUAGGAUAAGGUUUUGUUACCAGACAAGUUGGAAUGUUUUCGGGCUGUUCUAUCCACAACUUGUGAUGGAUGUCGUCCUCCUUCAGUUUGGAGCACAAAGUAUGUAAACUGGCCUCGUCAGAAGCCUAACAGUUAGAGAAACUUUGUAAAAGUUACUGUAUUUCUUUGAUGAUUUUAUAUGUACAGAUUAUAGUAAACAAGCACAAUAAUAAUAUAUUUAUGUUUUGCUUCAAGCAAGAUAAA